Candidozyma haemuli is the source of this 1221-nucleotide messenger RNA. RefSeq names its product translation elongation factor EF1B gamma (gene CAM1). Gene Ontology annotation, biological process: translational elongation. Gene Ontology annotation, molecular function: translation elongation factor activity. The transcript has 2 exons. Bases 1 to 1221 code for a protein of 406 amino acids. Lineage: Eukaryota; Fungi; Ascomycota; Pichiomycetes; Serinales; Metschnikowiaceae. Gene Ontology annotation, cellular component: cytoplasm; nucleus. The record is from RefSeq and is a predicted model, not a curated record.
AUGUCCCAGGGUACUCUUUACGCUGAUCAGAAGAUCCGUGGUGCUGUUCCAAAAGCUAUCAUCAAGGCUUACAACUUGGAUGUCAAGGUUGCUGAGCUCGAUGCCACUUUUGAGAAACUCUUCCCUCUCAAGAAGGUCCCAGCUUUCGUUGGUCCAAAGGGCCUCAAGUUGACCGAGAUCAUUGCCGUGUCUCUUUACCUCCUCAACAUUGCUGACCCAGAGACCAAGUUGUUGGGUAAGAACGCUACUCAGUACGCUGAGAUCUUGAGAUGGUUGUCUUUGUCCAACUCCGAGAUCCUCCCAACCACCGUCAACGCUUUCGGUCCAAUCACCGGCAGACUUCCAUACAACAAGAAGCAGGUUGACGAGGCCAACGCUUACCUCGAGAAGGUCAACUCUAUCGUUGAGGCUAGAUUGGCUGAGUACACUUACUUGGUUGGUGAGAGAAUCACCUUGGCUGACUACUUCGUUGCCGCUCAGUACGUUAGAGGUUUCAACUACUUGUUCGGUACCCAGUGGAGAAAGCAGCACCCAGGUAUCACCAGAUGGUUCAAGACCAUCACCGCUCAGCCAUUCUUGAAGGAUGUUCUUGGCGAGAUCGAGCUCAUUGACAAGCCAGUUGAGUACACUCCACCAAAGAAGGAGAAGAAGGCUGCUGCCCCAGCUGCUAAGAAGGAGAAGCCAGCUGCCGCUGCCGCUGAAGCUGCUCCAGCUCAGCAGGCUCCUAAGCCAAAGCACCCAUUGGAAGCUUUGGGUAAGCCAACUUCCCCUCUUGACGAAUGGAAGAGAACUUACUCUAACGAGGAGACCAGAGAGGUCGCUAUUCCAUUCUUCUGGGACAAGUUCUACAACGCAGAGGAGUGGUCCUUGUGGAAGGUUGACUACAAGUACAACGACGAGUUGACCUUGACUUUCAUGUCCAACAACUUGGUUGGUGGUUUCUUCGCCAGAUUGAGUGCUUCCACCAAGUACAUCUUCGGUUCCAUGGUUGUCUACGGUGAGAACAACGACAACGGUAUCACUGGUGUCUUCUUGGUCAGAGGCCAGGAGCACGAGCCAGCCUUCGAUGUUGCCCCAGAUUGGGAGUCUUACUCUUUCACCAAGUUGGACGCUUCCAAGGAGGAGGACAAGGCCUUCGUUGAGAACAUGUUGGCCUGGGACCACCCAGUUGACGUCAACGGUACCAAGAGAGAGAUCGCUGACGGUAAGGUCUUCAAAUAA